AUGAACACAGAAAAAGAUUCAGAUGAGACCACUUCUGCUAAAAAGAGAAAAAUUAUGCCUUUUGUAUUUGGGUCUCAGAGUUCUCAGUCUGAAGGAAACUCGCACUAUGUGCAGACCAUGAUUAAAAGUCAAGACUCGAUGUCAGGACAUAUUGGGCGCCUUGGAAUGCAUCCGUUCGGCAAUAAAACAACCACUUCCAGCCCAAAUGUGAAGAAAUAUGGUAUUGGUGCCAAACUACUUUCACAAAUGGGAUACAUUGAAGGACAAGGUCUGGGCGCUAAUGGUUCUGGCAUUACGGAACCAAUUCAAACGCAACGGAGGCCCCAAAACAUUGGACUGGGAAUGCUGAGCGGAAUUUCACAUGAUCCUUAUGAAAGCUCUGAUGAUGAACUCGAUAGUACUUCAAAGGCAGUGGCUUUCAAAUCUGGGGAAACACUCAGCGCUAAGCACAACGUACUCGAAAAGCUGUCUGAAUUGAGGAAUCUUGGACUAUUCGAUAUUUCAGCUGAGCUAGAAAGUAAGCUUAAAACUGAAAAUGGUUUCUUAAAUUCUAGUAUGCAAGUUGAACGCUUCGUGAAUGGAUUGUCUGAGGUGUGUGGGAAAAUAAAACAGCUACAGUUGAGAACCCCAACUAUUGAGGAAGAUAUUAAAAGCUUAGAGCAACAGGAAUCUCAGCUUAACAAUAUCAUACUCACGACAAGAAGUGAUCUUUGUUUAGCUGAUAAGGUUGGGGUUAUAAUGCAAUUGGAUGAUAUCGAUCUAGUGGAUAGAAUAAUCGCGUCUUUACUGUCCGUUGAAAUAAGUAAAAUCUCUUUCUGGGAUCCGUUGGAUGCCGAAAAUGUUAUUUUGAAAAUGCUCACUCCGAUUGUUGAUCUUCUAGCCUAUCGCAUGGAUUCAUCCGUUGACCAGUUGAAUAAAACACAAUCGGUUAUCUUCAAAACUGUUUCUGUCUUGUCGCGGUACUGGGAAUCCUUUGAAGUCGCUAAAAAAAAUAUUGAUAUCGUACUCACUUUAUUGCUAGAUUAUGAACCUAUUCUUUCGUUUGUUAAUAUGAAAGACUUCGUCCUAGAAUCAUAUGUCAUCAAAAAGCUCAUGAAAGCCAUUGACGAUUGGAGGGUUUGUGUUGAUGAAAACGUAGCCCCGAGGCACUGGCUUUUAGAUUUCGAAAUCAUUUUAAGUGAUAGCAUGAUGAGUACUCUCCGAGAUGCGGUGGAAAGAAGGUUCACCGACUAUUGUUCAAAUUGGUAUCAUCGACAGAGUCCCAUUCUUGAUUGUGAUUUUCGUUUUAUUAGAGAAGUUCUCGGAGAAGAUCUGUUCUUUACAAUUGCAAACGAUUAUUUUCUUCCGGCCUUUAUCGACCAGUUAUGGUCAAGGUAUUUCGAUCCUAUUCUGGAAUUGGAAGAACCAAAUACAACAGAUGGAUCUUUUUAUUUCAUGGGAAAAUUUUCUGAGUGUAAAUCGCUCUUUCCAGAGCAUAUCUUCAGAAUAAUUAUCAAGGGUAUAUUUAAUGAGAUUAAUAAGAUAUUGUAUCAAUGGUUCCUGUACUCGCCAAAAAAUUUCAAUCCAGAAGCUCUUUGGUGGUUCGAUUGGUUUAUCAACAAAAUAUUCUAUUCACCUAGUCCACUGGAAGUCAUCGAAAUAAAGAAAUCCCGCGAGUUUAUUUUGAGCCCAUCUUUAGCGCCACUACAUGAUGAAAGCUUUUCUUUGACGGAUGCCAUUGGCAUUAAUCAAGCGGAUCAACGAUCUUUCACAAUACACAAUAUUCCGUUAAGAAAUAUCUCGUCAACUUUCAAGGAUGUGGUCCAGGACUACUGUGACGAUCAUAAUAUACUGUUUCGUAAACUGGAUAACAAAUUCACAAAGCUGCCGGUUCAUGGCGGUACCGCAGGUGCGCGAGAGACUGCUUCGCCAAUAUUUGAAGUUAGGUCUGGCAAUGUUGUGCGAGAAGUUGCCAUCAAGGACGAUAUAUUAUGGCUUAAAGAAGCUGAAUCAUUCAAACCAAUCUAUUUGUGGCAAUUGAAAAAUUGUCUCUUUUAG
Lachancea fermentati is the source of this 2037-nucleotide messenger RNA. Lineage: Eukaryota; Fungi; Ascomycota; Saccharomycetes; Saccharomycetales; Saccharomycetaceae. The record is from the annotation of a GenBank genome assembly.